Messenger RNA from Miniopterus natalensis, 854 nucleotides. The record is from RefSeq and is a predicted model, not a curated record. NCBI's taxonomy places the organism in Eukaryota, Metazoa, Chordata, Mammalia, Chiroptera, Miniopteridae.
AUGCGGCAGGACACCCCGUUAAACCAGCAGUUCUCAGCUGGCAGGCGGGGAGAGGGCCGCAGCCUCCCGGCAGCUGGCGCGGGCUGGCGGCACCUGCAGGCGGGGCCGCCUCUGUGCCACUGCGGAGGACUUCAGUGCCAGGGAGGAGGGGCUCCGGCGGAUUCCUGCCUCAUGGCCUCGCCCCUCUUCAGAAGCCUGGAGGCGCCCUGUCCGCGUGCCCCGGGGUCUGUGAGCAGGAAGGAGCCCCCGGGCCUGGCCCAAGCUCAGGAAGUUUUCCUGGAGCAACAGGCGGUGCGGGCGGGUCUGGUCUGCGCUCGGGUGGAGCCCGCAGCCUGCUGUCCUGGGAACAGGGCGUCUUCGGGCAAACCUGGAGCUCCUGGCGGCCCCCGAGCGCCCGUGAAGGAAAAGAGGGGCUGGACCCUGAACAGCGCUGGCUACCUUCUUGGUCCACAUGCCGUUGACAACCACAGGUCAUUCCACGACAGGCACAGCCUGGCCGGCAAGCGGGACCUGCAGCCUGAAGACACGGACAGGGCAGGUGGCUUUGACCGGCCACUGCCUGGGGAUGACCGUGUGAGCAAGAUGAUCGACCUCCUGACCUUACUGCAUCUCCGAGAGCCUGGGGCCCUGGAGCCCAUGCUUCCGGCGGCUGUUUCCUCGGAAGACGCGGAGCCGUCAGUCCCGAGGGAGCCGGGCAGUGUCGCCGCGUCCCGGGAAGUGCGGCUGUAAGGGGAUGGGCCGGCUUGUGCCAACUCGCGCCCAGCGACCAGCCCGUCCCCUCCGCUUUGAUGCCAGGUUGUUGUAAUUUAAGGUUUUUCCCUUGUGAAGACUCCGAGUGGCAAAAUAAAAACCAG